Molecule: messenger RNA, 1464 nt
Organism: Leptosia nina
Lineage: Eukaryota; Metazoa; Arthropoda; Insecta; Lepidoptera; Pieridae
Source: the annotation of a GenBank genome assembly
AUGUCACCGAAAUCUCGUUUGUGGGAAUCCCGCAUGUGUUGCAUACCUCAUAUUAAAAAAGACAACAGCGGCGCAGUGAUAGCCCGCAGCUCGAGCCACGAUGCAUGGAGGGUACCACCGCGGGGCACGCUUAGGGGUGUGACCGGGCUCACAUCCCAUUGGUCGCUCAUCUCAGCCACAUUUGAGCCCAAGCGCCCGCAUCGGACGACCGAAUAUCCGCCUUCAGAGCGCACGAUACGAGACAAAUUCGCCACUCCACCACUCCUAGCUCUGUCCCCGAGACGAGGCGGCGCGACGGAUUCGAGGGAAGUUGGAACGGAGGUAGCGGGUCCGCACGCGCCCGCCGCCGAAGGCUACAUGUACGUGUGCGGGGACAAUGCUGGGCCGCGCUACGAGUGCUUCGAGCCAGCGCCUUCCAUGGAACAGCCCACCUUCGAGGAGCACAUGUUCGGAGAGUUCGGAAAGGACAGGCAAGUCCAGGUAGUGGUCGGUGCCGGCGGUGAACUGCAGUACCGCGAGGAGUUGCCAGUUUUCUCCAGCGAACAGAAGCGGAAAGAGGAGCCGUUGCUGCUUCAGCAGGUGGAUGCGCCGGCGCAGCACGCGACGCACCCGCCUCCGCCACCGCCGCCAGCUACGAAGAAAAGUGAAAAGAAGAAGAGUGAAAACAAUGGAAUUAAGAAGAAGAAAACGAGAACUACAUUCACUGCAUACCAGCUGGAAGAACUUGAACGGGCGUUCGAACGAGCUCCAUAUCCUGAUGUCUUCGCCAGAGAAGAGUUAGCUCUGAAACUAAACCUUUCGGAAUCAAGGGUUCAGGUAUGGUUCCAAAACCGAAGAGCAAAAUGGCGAAAGCGGGAACCACCAAGAAAGACAGGGUACAUCGGUUCCAGUUCACCAAGUUCCACGACACUCAGCGGUGGUUUCUCAGGCAUCGGCGGCAACCUCCCAACAUUCCCCCAGAACGGUCUUCCAGCCCCAGCGGACUCCUGGUCCUAUCAGCACUCGUACGAAUUAUCCUCUCAUCAUUUACUAUCAUCAGGUAGCAGCGGUUACCCAGCCUUCAAUGCGCAACCGGCCUAUUCUUACACCACUGUCCUCAAUGGGCACGACGGUCAGAAUAUGUUCGCGUCAAGGCAUUACGAUUACAGCGAAGGAAGCCCUCCCCCUAUUGGAGUGCGUGACUACCCAAUGAUAGCUGCUCAUUCACCGCAAAUGGAACCCCAUGGCCACGAAGACAAGUUGGACUAUCGUAACCAUGACCAUGAGGAUAAGUAUACCGCUUGCGCUUUGCAAGAGGAGCCCCGGUACGGCGCGCCUCCAGAGGACUACGAUAAAUGUGGGAUGGUGCCCCACGAGAAGCACUAUGAGAUAGAUCGCCACCAGGAGAUGGCGCAACCGGUGGUGGUGAAAAUGGAACCCAGUCCCGGACAAGCUUACACGUCACUGCCCCCUUUUUUGAACUGA